Messenger RNA from Plutella xylostella (diamondback moth), 1160 nucleotides. Its product is annotated as N-acetylneuraminate lyase. The record is from RefSeq and is a predicted model, not a curated record. NCBI's taxonomy places the organism in Eukaryota, Metazoa, Arthropoda, Insecta, Lepidoptera, Plutellidae. Gene Ontology annotation, molecular function: lyase activity.
CUACUUAUUAUGUAGUCUUGACUAUAAAUAAAUAAUAAUGUAGUGACAGUAAAGAGCGGCAGAAAUACAUAACGUUUAGUUCAACGAUAGUCACGGUUGCUGCAAUACAUUAAAAUGGUGUCAUUUAAAUUGAGCGGGGUAGUGCCCCCGGUGUUCACGCCGCUGAAUGAUGACCAGACCAUCAACUUCGAAGUCAUUCCGGGAUACGCCCAGUUUCUGGCUAAGGCUGGGAUCAAGGGGGUCUUGGUGGGCGGCACAACCGGGGAGAACAUGACCCGCACGGUGGCGGAUCGGAAGCGGGUGAUCGACGCGUGGGUGGCGGCGGGGAAGGCAAACGGACUGCAUAUAAUGGUGCAGGUGGGCGGGGCGCCGCUCAUGGACGUGGUUGAGCUGGCCCGCUACAGCGCAUCAGCCGGUGUGGACUCACUCCUGACGCUGCCGGAGCUGUACUUCAAGCCCACCAACGUGGCGGAGCUCGUGGACUACGUGGCGCUGGUGGCGGCGGCCGCGCCCACCCUGCCCGUGCUCUACUACCACAUACCCAGGAUGAAUGGCGUCCCAGUGAACAUGCCAGCGUUCGUGACGGCGGCCACAGCGCAGAUCCCCAACUUCAGGGGGCUGAAGUUCACCAGCAACGACCUGGCCGAGGCCAAGGAGACCCUGAAGAGGCUGACGGGCGACCAGCAGAUCUUCUUGGGGGCUGAUUCGCUGCAAGCGCCAGCAGCGCUCCUGGGCAUCAAGUCAGCGAUCGGCACGUUCUACAACAUCGCGCCGCAACUGCCUCUGCAGAUCUACCAGGCCAUGGAGGCCGGUGACGUGGCCACGGCGAAGGCUCUGCAGGAGAAGCUCAGCUUGGCUGUUGAAGCUAUUAGCGUUGAAGGCAGCUGGGUCCCUGUGAUGAAGGCUGCCAUGGAGAUGGUGACUGGUCUCAAGAUGGGCCCCCCUUCUCUACCCCUUAGACCCAUUUCUGCUGAAGCCAGGAAGAGGAUACAAGAGCGACUGACCAAGCAGGGAUUCUGUGCGAAGUGAAAUUCAUGUUGUAAAUACUGUUAAGUAAUACAGUUGCUGUUUAAGAUUCUGCCUACGUGUCAUCUCUUUGUUAAUUCGGCAGUUACUAAGUACCUACUUAGCUAUACUUAAAUAAAAAGUAUUUGGAAGUA